Molecule: messenger RNA, 2916 nt
Organism: Cladocopium goreaui
Lineage: Eukaryota; Dinophyceae; Suessiales; Symbiodiniaceae
Source: the annotation of a GenBank genome assembly
AUGGACAAGCGCUUGCCUCAUCGGAUCCGGGAGAUUCGGCUCCAGUUCCAGAGCACAGGAAAGAGCUGCACGGCAGACAGAGCCUUGUCGCUGAGGGGAUUUCGUGUGAAAGAUGAACUUUGUAGGAACUACACGGAAUAUGGGCGAUUGAAGCAGCAGGCCCUACGGCGCAUGGUCUUGCAGGAAUUGAGCACUCCUCUUCCUGCUGAUCCCGGGCAGAACGGCACAGAUGCGGCGGAUGGACAAGCUGCAGAGCCAAAGAAAAAGAAAAGGCGCAAAGCCGAAGACAAGAAAUCCGAGGGUCAGACUUCAGCCUUUCCCACCCAACCUACUGCAGAAAAGGAAAACAUGAACGAUUCCAUCAGGCGGCUUUACUCCCAAAGCGUCCCUGCUAAUGACGCCAACCUUGCGGCCAAAGCGGAGCGGGUGGGGCAAGACGCCACUGCCAUGCGCAAGGCAAAGGAGAAGGCAGCCAUGGCAGCAGCACGACGUGAGCAAGGUCUGUCGGAUCCCGUUGGUCGUUCUGGAUUUGCUCCGGAAGAUCGGCCAGAGGAACGGCUGGAAGACUUGGGAGGUGUGGAUGAAAUACUACAGGAUCUUCGACAACUGAUAGUCCAGCCAUUGAGCCAUCCAGAAGUCUUUUCACAUUUGGGUGUCCAACCUCCCACUGGAGUCCUAUUGUUCGGUCCUCCUGGUUGCGGCAAGACGAAGAUUGCUCAUGCCAUUGCCGGCACCACUGGAGUACCCUUUUUCAAGAUUGCGGCCACGGAGAUUGUGUCCGGGAUGUCUGGAGAGUCUGAAGCGAAGAUUCGACAACUCUUCCAAGCGGCCAUGGGUGCUGCUCCCAGUCUGAUCUUCAUGGAUGAAGUGGAUGCCAUCACCCCCAAGCGCGACUCGGCCGGUCGGGAGAUGGAGCGGCGCAUCGUGGCGCAGCUCUUGACAUCAUUGGAUGAGAUCCAGAAAAGCAACGUGGUGGUCUUGGCUGCAACCAAUCGGCCAGAUGCCUUGGACCCUGCCCUGCGAAGGGCUGGGCGCUUUGACCGGGAGAUUGCCAUGGGAAUUCCAGAUGAGGCGGCACGAGCCAAGAUCCUGGAAAAGAUGGUGCAGGGAAUGCGACUGGCAGAGAGCUUGGAUCUGAAAUUCUUAGCCAAGAAAACUGCAGGUUUCGUGGGUGCAGAUCUGUCAGCCCUCACAAAGGAGGCAGCGCUUGGUGCUGUGCAGCGUGCUUUCAAGGACCUCUCAGCGUCCCGUGCGCUCUCAGCACCUGAAGCAUCCGACUCCAACGGCAUCGCUGGGACGUCAACAGGCGCAGAGUCGAAGGCCUACAGCGCAGAGGAGAUGGAAAACUUGGCCAUCGAGGCCGCGGAUUUCACGGAGGCACUCAGCAAGGUGCAGCCCUCCGCGCGGCGCGAAGGCUUCACCACGAUCCCGGAUGUGAAAUGGGAAGAUGUCGGUGCUCUGAAAGAGGUGCAGGCCGACAUGGACGCAGCAGUCUGCGAACCCAUUCGCAAGGCUGAGCUGUUUCGAGAGCUAGGCUGCACCUGUCAGGAUGCCUGCGCCGUGGAGUUCUAUCCACCGCCACCCAUUAAAUGGCACGCCUCGGUUGAGCAGCAUGAGUCCAUCAUCCACGAUGCGGAGGAGCGUGGGCUCUGGAACAAGCAGCCGAAACCUGCGAUGCAGAAGCAUUCCAGGGGUAGUUCCGAUGCCACAACGAAGAUUGGGAGCCAGGAUGAAGACAUGCACAUCUUGGUAAAGGGAGCCUUUGCAGUGGAUCCACCAACUGACAACGUUCGAGCAUAUCGUGCUACAGCCUUCUACCAGAGCGAAGGCUUAGAGCCUCGAGAAAGGAGAAAGACUGAGCCCCAGCAGGCUGUGGCCAGCGAAUAUGGACAGCAACUCCAGGACUGUAAGAUGGAGGCACGCUUCAACCUCCCUUACAACUCCCGGGAGCAGUUUGUAAAGGUUCAACUCCUGGCCUCUACGAUGGAUGGGGCGGAACUCCCUGUUGGCGAAGCCACAGUUCCCAUCGCCGACCCAAUGACGGAGUCCAUGAACAGCUGGCGGAUCAUGCGAGAUUUCGAGGAACAAGGAGAGGUUUCCCUUCAGAUCCUGCUCCCUGGAAAUGACUCUGGAAAUGAUUCCACAUCUCUGGGCUCAUCAGUGCAGAAGUCGAUCCUCACGGAGAAUUCGGAUUUGGCGGCCAAAUAUGCGGCGGUGGCGUCCAAAUCGAUGGUUGAGUCCAGUAUGCUGAGCUCGAAGGAGGACUCCAUCGAUUCCAUGGUGCCUGAACCCUUCAGCGAUGCUGAUACGCCGGUUGACAACAAGGUCCAGUCCAACGGCAGUUUCAAUCCAGGUGACAAGGUGCAGGUGGUCUCAAAAUCGAGUGGACAAUGGGUACUUGCCUCGAUUGUUCACGUCGAGCGGACGCAGAAUGAAGUGAUAGUACAACACGGCGAAUUGCGGAAGGUGAUCAACUUGAAGGCUCCGAAGCUGGCAGAGUCUUUCCUGUCUCUUGGGGCUUCUGGCAGCCCAGUGCUGGGCGGCUUCAAGCUGGGAUCUUCUGCUGAAGUUUUUUCAGCCAAGGCUCAACGCUGGCUGAUCGGAGAAGUGACCCGCCUCGACUUGGGGCGAACAGAAGUAACCGUUGAGUAUGAGGGCAGAGUGAAGACUGUAAACUUGAAUGCUCCAGAGCUCGCCAAGUAUUUCCGCAAGUGCGAACCGCCUGCCCUCAGCUUUGGCGCCGAUGCUCCAGCGAACCCGGCGCCGCAAGCACCGCAACCAGCGCCGCAACCAGCGCCGCAACCAGCGCCGCAACCAGCGCCGCAACCAGCGCCGCAACUAGCGCCGCAACCAGCGCCGGCACAGGUGGAACGAGACAUGCAGGAGCACAGGCGCCAGUGCUCCGAAGGGAGAUGA